GUUUGCAACCUUUUGAAUCACCCCUGAGAUGUCAUGAAGUCCACCGCCAUUUUGAAAAAGGUGCCUCCACUCUAACGCAAAAUAGAGCCAUUUUAGGGUCCAAUUUCAUCCAAAAAGUAGAAAAAUACAAGUUCUCAGUCAUCUCCGUGUUUUUAAUUUUCCCUGUUAGGUAUAUCAAAUUCUCAAGCUUUGAACUGAGAAAUAUUUUUUAUAAAAAAAAGAACAUGAGAUUUUUGGGGGGUCUGUUUACUACCCUACGCGCAACAAUCAGGCCAUGGGUGCACAUCAGCAAAUAAUGAAAUCGGGAAACCCGUCACUUUGCACGUUUAUGAUCAUGGACUACUUUACAUGCGCGAAUACAGAGGAAAUUGAAAGAACUGAACUCGAUGAAAGCCCCCGGGGGGCGGAGGCUGCAAAUGAGGAAAAUGAUAUGCAUGUACCCGACGGUUUAAGUCGGCCUCCAUCUGAAGUCCCUGCAUCUGGGAACAUUGUGCCACAAGAAACCGCAAGUGCCGAUAGAAUAAAGAACUGUCGACGCGGAUCCUCGAGCACUUCCGCCAGUACGGGCUCACUCUCUCGGACAAACUACCGAGACAUAGAGAAAUGCCCCGUAUGUGGCAACGAUGUCCCGCUCGAUCAACAGUGGUUUACUGCGACGACAAAUAGAGAAAAUGGAAUUCUCCGUGGCAGGAAAUUGUACUGCCGUGAACAAUGUGCAAGAUCUGAUCGACAGGGCGAUGAAGUCGUUCGACCAAUUCGGUUCUUGUUUAAAUACUGCGCCGUGUGCCUGCCGGAAGACAACAUCUGGAUGCAAGUAGCCGUAUGCAAUGAGUGUCACAACUACACGUGUUGUAAGUGUGUCAAGGGAAUCGUAGGAUCCAAGGAGUGGGAGUGUCCUCUCUGUAGAUGCAAAUUGUGCGAAGUAGUAAAUCUCAUGCCACUGCGGGGACACGUCACGGAUUCAGGAAGCCUUCUUUAUUGAAAAUGUCAUCAUGGGAGUAUCCUUCCUAACCGCCCCCGCCCCCAUGUGCCACUGGAUCCUUCUAAUGCAAGAAACAAUAUAUGCAAGUAGACUGUUGAUUCCAUGGAGGGACAUCCGGCCAAAUUUGUUCCAAAUUGACUUUGGACUUGUAGUUGCCUUUACAAAGGUCCAGUCUUGCCAGGGAAUGGUCUGUUGCUUAUUUUAUCUGUCUGGACCUAAAUUUUAAAAUUUCAGGAAGAAAUUAUUGGAACUCGGAGUGUGCUCGCAUACUGAAAAAGACUUACAUGUAUUUAUGGGAGAAUGUUAUUGAGUAUAGGAUUUCUUCUUUUACACAGGAGCCUAAUGCUAUUGACAACAGCAGCAGUGGGAAUGCUUGUGACUGCUUUAUGUGUGAUGAUUCAUUAGUAAAUAUUGCUUAAAGGUCAAAUAAAAGGUCAUAAGAUAAAUACAUAAAUAAUAUGAAGGCCACAGGGUUAUGCAUGAAGUAAAAAAAAAAUUGAUAAAGAACUGGAUUCAUAUAGCCUCAUCCCUCGUAAAGGUUAUAAAAACUUGCAGGAGUAUGAAAAUUCCAAAUUGGGGGGCCUCCAGAAAUAUGGUUCUGGAUCUUUUUUGUGGAAAUCACUGGCUAGUUGUUACAGAUACAGGCCUUCUGUCAUAAAAUUCAGUUUGAAAAGGAAAAUCUGGAGCCAUGUAAAUGUGGCCUACAAAUGACUUCAAAUGACAAAUGAAGCAGAUUGUGUUUGGUUUAUGUGAGUUGCAGGUGCAAAGUUCUGUCAUAGCAACUAUCUUUAUCUCUU
Molecule: messenger RNA, 1779 nt
Organism: Acanthaster planci (crown-of-thorns starfish)
Lineage: Eukaryota; Metazoa; Echinodermata; Asteroidea; Valvatida; Acanthasteridae
Source: RefSeq, a predicted model, not a curated record